Messenger RNA from Leguminivora glycinivorella, 3061 nucleotides. RefSeq lists its product as uncharacterized. NCBI's taxonomy places the organism in Eukaryota, Metazoa, Arthropoda, Insecta, Lepidoptera, Tortricidae. The record is from RefSeq and is a predicted model, not a curated record. The coding region runs from base 539 to 1237 and encodes 232 amino acids. The transcript has 6 exons.
UACGUCAAUCUUGCUGAUUUUUCGUUCAGUUUCAAAAUAAAUGAAAUAAAAAACAAGGGAUACUAUUAAUGCCGUGUCUCUGGCCUCAGUGCGAGCUUACGACGCAUCGCGCGCGCCCGCACGGUUGCCGCCAUUUCCCUCGCGACACGCGUUCGAUAUUUGAAUUUUCAAUUUCAAAAGACCAUAGACCAGUUUUCUUUUUGUGGCCGUUCUGUGAGUGACGUUCUUGUGUAGUAGUGUUGUGAUAGUGUUGAAGUGUAACUCACAAAACUUAAUUUAAAAAAAAAGAAACUAUUUUUUUGGUGUUUGCUGAAAACCGUUUUGUGAAGUUUUCCAUAAGUCAAAUGAUUGUUCAGAUCAAAGUUAAGCUGAGAUGAAGGAGAGAAUAACACAUACGUUUCACACGCUUGACUGCUUAAGGUGUUCAAAAUUGUCAAGCACGGCGAUGAGCACGCGGCGGCCGCGGUAAGCGGCGGCGGGCCGGCGGGCGGAUGCGCCCGCGCGGCCGGCCGGCGCCGCGAGCACACGGCCGGCUACUAUGCGCAUGCCGAGAGCCCUCACCACUCUGCUCGCGGUGCUGUGUGGGGCAGUGGCGGGCGACGUGUUGACGAACGCGAGUCGCGAGCGCCGGACGCCUCGCCAGCAUCACCGCGCGCCUAUAGAAGAAGAGUGGAAAAGAUCGCAUUGGCGCGAGAUGCAGCAGCUCCUGGUGCAUGAGGCGCGGAACCACAGCGACGGCGUGGACUGCUGCCCCACCGUGCACGAGAUGACGGCGCCGCAGGGCGGCCGCACGCUCAGCGGCCUCUUCGUCGAACUGUACCGAGACGGCGAGAACAACAUGCAGCUCUACGAGAUCUCCUGCGCCGCCGGCGUCGUCGACAAGCCCUGCCGGUUCGUCGACGCCCGGCUCUACAACCAGUCGCGGUGCAUCCAAAAAUACUCCUACUCGUACGCCCUAGUCCGGCCCUACGGCCCCGACGCCGCCACAGAAAACCCCCAUCGCCACAGGAGGCAACAAGGAAUGGCCUUCAAAAAGGACGGCGAAAUCACCGUCUCCGGCGGCUGGUCCAUGGACUACGUCCAAGUGCGCUCCGGCUGCGAAUGCCAAAUCAUCCCCACCCUCAAGCCGAGGAAAAAAAACCAGCACAAAAACAAACUAGAUCGGCUCAAGCACGGGAAAAGAAUAAAAGAACUCGUGAGAGAACGAAGGAAAUACGAGGAUGGCGACGAGACCUGAUUGUGGAACUCAGUGCUAGUGUAAUCCAGUGGGACUUUGAACAAAUUUACGAGGAUUUAUCUCGACUUAGUAUUACGGGAGUGUCUUCGCAUCUGGUUUCCGUGAUUUAGCCUGCCGACCGGCGGGCCGAGGACAGUUUAGUUUUAAGUAAUUAGAUGCGGAGACAUUUAGCUAGAUUACAAGACGAUGUGACUCAGAUGUUCCAAAGCUAAAUAUCGCUUGCUAGUGACUAUGAAGAUAGCAAAUAAUUACUUACCGGGGUCACUUUCACAUUUCGCAGUAGCAGUAAAUAUUAUGGUAUUGACGACCCAACCGACCACUACGGCAAAUUUAUAGUCUAGCUACUUAUCGCUAACUUCUCACGUCCAGUAGCCAAUUGCAUACACAAGUAUCUACUUAGCUGCAGAUCUUGUAAGAAAUAUUGUAUUCAAUUUGUACGUUUGUAUGAAAUAGUUCCGGGACCAUUUCUUGGUCAGUUUGUUCAGUGUAAUUAUAAUAAAACAGUAAGCCUGAUCGUUGUGUAUACUUACUUAAUUGUUGGCAUUAACCUUACUUACUUUUGCAAAGAUCUGUCUAACCCUAAAAAAAAUAUACCUAAUAAGAUUUGGACACUGUUUCAUUUCGUCUUGUAAAAGUUAUGUUACCGAUGCGACAUGUCAGGUGUAAGCUUGUAGAAGCCUAUCGGUUGAUUGUAUCUAUUGUAUUUAUUUUCGGAAUUUCGUCUAUAUAGUUAUGAUUCUUGUUAGUAUUGUAUAGUUCUUGAAUGAAUAAAACGGGACUAUCUGCGGUGCCUUGUGGAACUGAUGUGCCUUAAAUACCAUUGUUAACUUUUAAUUCUUGUCAUAUUACAUAGAUGACUAAACUUCAUUUGACACUUUCGUUAAUUCAGUUUUUUUUUUAUAAUGACAUAAUAUUUCAUAUUGACUGAUAUUUUUAUCACAAGUAUUGACCGUGAAGAGGAUAAUCAAACUUAUGAAGAAUAAUUAAAACUACAUUUAACACCCUUACUAAAUUCAAAAUGACGACGCUAAAGUUUAGUUUCCAUCACCCGGCAGAGAUGUUCCAUUGAUUAUUAAGCUCUCUUCCUCUUAAAAUUAAGAAUAUUUAUUCAAAGUUAACAUUUUAGAUUUUUGUUAUCAUUGUAACGGUACUUACUACGCUAGGCAUAAGUGCGAGUCAAAGAUCUGUAUUAUUUUCUAUUUUGUAAUACUUUUAUUGUAUUUAAAUGUAGUUGUGUAAGGAUAUUCAUUUAUUUAUACUGUUUAAUACGAGGUAUUCCGAUUUUCAGUAUGAAUGUUGAAUGUAUGUUGAAAUCGCUUCCAUAAAAUGUUAUGAAUGUUAAUAAAUAACACAGUAGUAUUGUUGACUGAGAUUAUUUUGUGCAUUUAGAUGUGUAAUUUAAUAGCAAGACAGAUACUUUAACCAUUAACAAAAAUAGUAGCAUUCAAUAAAUUCGAAGCUUUAAAUGUUCGCGUCACUAUAAAACUGAUAAUAGCGCCAUCUACUGACGAGUAGCAAAACUGCUAAAUAUAUAAAAUUGUAUUAUAAAGAGGAUUUCACAUUGAUUUUGAACCUCUAAUAAGACAAAAUAUAGGAACACAAUAUUUCUUAUUUAACCACAGUAGACAGUUGUAUGUACCUAUUGUUAAUUACUUAGUAUCACAAAACAGUGCCAUGUUCGUAAUUAGUAUAAGCCAUUUUUUUCAUUUAAAUGUGAAUCGUCAUUCGUGUUGUUUCAUGUAGUCAGUUUUGUACUUAGAUUUUUAUACGUACAUAACUCUGCCACCGAAUUUAAAUAGAUAUUAAAUAAAAAAAUAAUUACUA